Molecule: messenger RNA, 906 nt
Organism: Microsporum canis CBS 113480
Lineage: Eukaryota; Fungi; Ascomycota; Eurotiomycetes; Onygenales; Arthrodermataceae
Product: signal recognition particle receptor subunit beta
Exons: 2
Coding region: 1-906 (301 amino acids)
Source: RefSeq, a predicted model, not a curated record
AUGCAAUGGAACUCUGCGAGUGAGGUCGCGACCUACUUUCUAUCGGCCAACCCAGUUGCUAUCGUGGUCACUUGUCUCGUGGCAUUCUUGCUGCCUCUGUGUCUACAUUUCUUUCUCUACCGCACAGCUUCCACCAGCAAGCCUGAUGAGUUUCUCUUACUGGGCUCUAGCGGGUCAGGCAAGACAGCUCUGUGUGCUUUACUAGAGAAACGCGUUGCUUCAAACUUCGGGCCACGACCGACUCAUACGUCUCAAGUCUCAUCAACAGUCACUGUAUCACUUCAUCCUACCAUACGGAAGGGUUCGGAUAAGUACCGCUCUAUCAACGAUCCGACCAUAGCACAGGCAGCCAAACAGCAGGUGACUUUCUCCCUGAGAGAUACCCCUGGUCAUGGAAAGCUGCGUGAUCUGGAAGUUAUUACUCAACUGCUCGAUCCGGCAAAACAGAAACAGUCCAAGAGCCGGAUACGGGGUGUAAUCUUCAUGAUCGAUGCUGCCACUUUGUUGGAUCCCGGCCAGCUAGCCGAUAUUGCAAGAUAUCUCUAUGAUGUCCUGGCCAUACUACACCGUUUCUCGUCGUCUACCCGGUCACGCAAUAUACCUAUCCUCGUAGCUGCCAACAAACAAGAUCUAUUCGCUGCAAUUCCGCCAAAGAUGGUCAAGGAAAAGCUAGAAGCCGAAAUCGAAGCAGUUCGUGAGACGAGACGCAAGGGCGUUCUAAACCCUGAUUCUGAAGACGACGGUGAGGCCGAUAACUUGGGUGAUCAACCUUUCACUUUCCAGCUUCUGGAAGACGAGGCUGGUAUUAAAGUUGAUUUCCUCGGAGGAAGCAUCACAUCAGAUUUUCGAGAUGAUGCUACGUCUGGUGUUCGGUCCUGGGAAGAGUGGAUGGGCCAACGUCUAUGA